GAUGAAUAUACUGAAAAAUUGAAAAUGGAUCAUAAUAGCACCUACAAUGCUGAGAAUAAUUGCAGUGUCACUAAUGUGCCAUUUCAGUACUCCCUGUAUGCCACCACCUAUAUGCUCAUAUUCAUCCCUGGUCUCCUGGCUAACAGUGCAGCCUUGUGGGUUCUGUGCCGUUUCAUCAGCAAGAAAAACAAGGCCAUCAUUUUCAUGAUCAACCUCUCCGUGGCUGACCUUGCUCACGUCCUGUCCUUACCUCUCCGGAUUUACUAUUACAUCAACCACCACUGGCCAUUCCAGAGGGCCCUUUGCCUGUUAUGUUUCUACUUGAAAUAUCUCAACAUGUACGCCAGCAUUUUCUUCCUGACGUGCAUCAGUCUUCAGAGGUGCCUUUUUCUCCUCAAGCCAUUCAGGGCCAGAAACUGGAAGCGCAGGUAUGACGUGGGCAUCAGCGCUGCCAUCUGGGUCAUCGUGGGGACUGCCUGUUUGCCAUUUCCUAUCCUGAGAAGUGCUGGCUUAGCCAACAACACUGAAGCCUGUUUUGCUGAUCUUGGUUACAAGCAAAUGAAUGCAGUGGUUUUGGUCACGAUGGUUACAGUUGCUGAGUUUGCUGGAUUUGUGAUCCCAGUGGUCAUCAUCUCAUAUUGUACCUGGAAAACCACUAGAUCUUUGAAACAGCCACCAAUGGCUUUUCAAGGGAUUAGUGAGAGGAAAAAAGCACUGGGGAUGGUUUUCAUGUGUGCUGCUGUCUUCAUCAUCUGUUUCACUCCUUAUCACAUUAAUUUCAUUUUUUACACCAUGGUAAAGGAAACUAUCAUUACCAGUUGUCCCAUUGUCAAAAGCACACUGUAUUUCCAUCCUUUUUGCCUGUGCCUAGCAAGUCUUUGCUGUCUUUUGGAUCCAAUUCUUUAUUACUUCAUGGCCUCAGAGUUUCGUGAUCAAUUAUCUCGCCACAGCAGCUCUGUGACCCGUUCUCGGCUCAUGAGCAGGGAAAGUGGUUCAUCAAUGGCUAGCUAA
Messenger RNA from Jaculus jaculus (lesser Egyptian jerboa), 1011 nucleotides. RefSeq names its product putative P2Y purinoceptor 10. Lineage: Eukaryota; Metazoa; Chordata; Mammalia; Rodentia; Dipodidae. The coding region runs from base 25 to 1011 and encodes 328 amino acids. The record is from RefSeq and is a predicted model, not a curated record. The transcript has a single exon. Gene Ontology annotation, cellular component: membrane. Gene Ontology annotation, biological process: positive regulation of Rho protein signal transduction; phospholipase C-activating G protein-coupled receptor signaling pathway. Gene Ontology annotation, molecular function: G protein-coupled receptor activity.